Cornus florida is the source of this 1239-nucleotide messenger RNA. RefSeq lists its product as uncharacterized. NCBI's taxonomy places the organism in Eukaryota, Viridiplantae, Streptophyta, Magnoliopsida, Cornales, Cornaceae. The transcript has 2 exons. The record is from RefSeq and is a predicted model, not a curated record. The coding region runs from base 596 to 1045 and encodes 149 amino acids.
AAUUAUAUGAUCUAUUGUCUUUUUUUAUGGAGAUCUGUUGUUAGUUUUGUUAGUUUUACAAUUUAUAUAUAUAUAUUUACUAGAAAAUCACAUGAUUUUGACUUUUUUCCUGUAGAUCUGAUAUAUAUAUAUAUAUAUAUAUUGUCGUACCUUUUUUAUCCUUCUUUUCUGGUAUAAUUCCCUUUUAAUUUUGGGUGAGUUUCCGUCAAAUGGACGGAUCUUGCUAUUUUAAUUUUACUGUUUGUGUUCUUUUUCUUGGUAUUUCUAUUCGGUUUUUACAGGGAUAGAUAUGGCGUUUUUGAUUUAUUUGUCUGAAUUCUCAAGAAACCACCACAUGAUGAGUGUAACACGAAGACCUAUACAUAUGGCUGUUUGUGGGCGUCUAUCUAUGGUGGCUUGGAGUUCCGAAUGAUUGUGAAUUCAAGGUUGCUAAGUCGUAUAGAUGCGUAAGCUGAAGACUAAUCAUAUCAAGUGUAUGAUGAUGGGAUAGCUGGUUUUGUGUUUGGAUGAUGUAAAGGCAUCAGGAAGGAUGGCUCAGGAUUGAUUCAUUGAUGUUGUGUGAUCCACCGACCUUUGCCAUGACAGGUGCGCUUGCAUGGCAGGUCAACCUUACCCUAAUAAAAAUAUUCAUUUUUUGGUUUCGGGGGAGGUCGCACCGGGAUUUUGCCCGGGGUCUCCUCCACUGUGUGUUGUGUGUGUUUUUGUGUUUCUUCUCCCAUCUUCUUUCCUCCUUUUGGCUCCUGGUAUCUCAAUCUCGUACGCAAAGCAAUUACGAGCAACAAUAGCAACAGAUCAUGCCAAAGCAACGAUACAUCUUCAGCUGUCCGGUCGUGGUGAAGGUGGAGUUGAAGAGCUGAGGAACGUGGAAAUUCUACCUCAACCUCACUUUAUUCAUGAAUUUGGUGGAUAUGCCAAUCCUUUCUUUAAAACACCCAGAGUUGUCAAAGAAACUCAUCAGAGAUUGUCAUCAGACUUGCAACGACUACAAUUGCAUUGGUACAACUGUUAUUCAUGCCAAUCCUUUGUGUUAAUUCAUUCCAGUUAAGUCUCCAUUUGUUAUAUUCCUUUGGCCAUCAUAAAAUUUACAGUUCUCAAUGUUUGUUUUAUUGCGAGGUAUAUUUUUGAUAGAGAACUGAUUUGGAUUAUAUUUUUAAGUUCUUGUAUUGUAUGUUUUAUGGUUUUUCAUUCUUAGUAUAUGUAUGUAAGAAAAUGUGGGUUAUUCUGGUCGUUUUCUGGUUA